AUGCUUCACUCUGGAUUUUCCGGAAGCCUGGCACCGCAUCAAUCAAUAUCUAGAGGGCAAUUGAUUGGCGUUUCUGAUACACCAGCUUGUAACGCAGCUCCUGGAAUUUUAAAGGUGCGGUACACAAGGAGAAGUCCAUUAGAUGUCUACGCGGAUGCAAACAACUUUACUCCCGGUCCUUCAAACAAUGAAGGUUGUGACGAUCCUGUUGACAUUAAUAGUAAUGUUGCAAGAUGGAAACAACAGGAUAAUAGUAAUGCUAUUUCCUGA
Entrophospora sp. SA101 is the source of this 270-nucleotide messenger RNA. NCBI's taxonomy places the organism in Eukaryota, Fungi, Glomeromycota, Glomeromycetes, Entrophosporales, Entrophosporaceae. The record is from the annotation of a GenBank genome assembly.